Molecule: messenger RNA, 1050 nt
Organism: Arctia plantaginis
Lineage: Eukaryota; Metazoa; Arthropoda; Insecta; Lepidoptera; Erebidae
Source: the annotation of a GenBank genome assembly
AUGGAGCUUCGAGUCGGUAAUAAAUACCGACUAGGCCGUAAAAUUGGUUCCGGAUCGUUUGGGGACAUUUACUUGGGAACAAACAUAGUCACCAAAGAGGAGGUAGCUAUUAAAUUAGAAUGUAUAAAAACAAGACAUCCACAGUUACAUAUAGAGAGCAAAUUUUACAAACUUAUGCAAGGAGGUGUUGGCAUACCUGCAAUAAAAUGGUGCGGCUCAGAAGGGGACUACAAUGUCAUGGUUAUGGAACUGCUUGGCCCCUCUUUGGAAGACUUGUUUAAUUUCUGCUCGCGUCGUUUCUCACUCAAGACUGUUCUUCUUCUUGCUGAUCAGCUUAUCACCCGUAUUGAGGAUAUACACUACAGGAACUUCAUUCAUAGAGAUAUCAAACCAGACAACUUUCUAAUGGGCCUAGGCAAAAAGGGGAAUUUAGUGUACAUAAUAGAUUUUGGCUUAGCAAAAAAGUACAAAGAUGCACGCACACUGCAACAUAUACCUUACAGAGAAAACAAAAACUUAACAGGGACGGCCAGAUAUGCGUCAAUAAAUACACAUUUAGGCAUCGAACAAUCGCGCCGCGAUGAUCUGGAGUCAUUGGGAUAUGUACUCAUGUAUUUUAAUCGUGGAAGUCUGCCCUGGCAAGGACUCAAAGCCGCCACCAAACGCCAAAAAUACGAAAGAAUAUCUGAAAAGAAACUGUCCACACCGUUUGACGAACUUUGCAAAAACCAUCCUAUCGAAUUUCAACUGUAUUUGAAGUAUUGCCGACGGCUUCGUUUUGAAGAAAGACCCGACUACAGCCACCUACGUCAGUUAUUCCGCACGCUCUUCCAUCGACAAGGAUUCACAUACGAUUAUGUAUUUGAUUGGAAUAUGCUCAAAUUUGGUGGGCAACGCGGUAACUAUCAGUCAGGGGGCAACGACCGUACACUAAGACGUCAUGACCAAAAUCAGGAACAAGAAAACACGGUGGGCGCGGUGGCGUCAGGCACGGCGGGCGCGGCCGGGCAGCCCAGCACCACGGUGGCGGCCAUCUCCGAGUGGCGGUGA